Molecule: messenger RNA, 3666 nt
Organism: Colletotrichum navitas
Lineage: Eukaryota; Fungi; Ascomycota; Sordariomycetes; Glomerellales; Glomerellaceae
Product: RasGEF domain-containing protein
Exons: 4
Coding region: 1-3666 (1221 amino acids)
Biological process (GO): positive regulation of GTPase activity; Ras protein signal transduction
Cellular component (GO): plasma membrane
Molecular function (GO): protein binding; guanyl-nucleotide exchange factor activity
Source: RefSeq, a predicted model, not a curated record
AUGCUGAUGACACAGACCGCAGUGCCGGCACUAGUUCAGGGUCAGAAAAACAACUACAAUCCACGCAACAAGCCCUCGCGCGAAAACCUCAAUCUCGAACACAACAACCAGUACUACCAGUCUCCACCGGCGUUGGACAAAUCCAGCGUCGGCCACGCCUACUCACCCUACUCCCAGGCCAUCACCUCCUCCUCGUCCGUGAUGAACGGCAUUGCGGGGACCGCCCCGCCAGGCACCAUGUACGUCCGAGCUCUGUACGACUACGAGGCCGACGACCGCACGAGUCUUAGUUUUCACGAAGGCGAUGUCAUCCAAGUUAUCACACAGCUCGAAUCCGGCUGGUGGGACGGCGUUAUCAACGGUGUGCGCGGCUGGUUUCCAAGCAACUACUGCCAAAUUGUGACGAGUACCGACGAGAUCCCCGACCAGGACCAGAACGGCGAACUCGACCACGUCGACGAUGAGGAGGACAACCAAGAGGUUUACGAUGAGCAGCUAGAGGAUGAUGACGAGUCGGAACUGGACGACCCCAACGGCCUGCCGCUUGAGGGCACAGAUCUAGGCGACAAAUCGAGGGCUGAUUUUUGGAUCCCGCAAGCAACCCCCGAUGGUCGUCUCUUCUACUACAACAUGAUGACGGGCGACCGGAGCAUGGAGCUACCCUUAGAGUCUCCUAGUUCGACCAACGAGACAGGGCCACGCAACAGGAUGAACGUGAGCGUGCCGGAGAAGACGCGACCCCCUCCAGAGAUGAUGGCGAGGGGUUUGACACAAGACGAGGACGAAGAUUCGGAAGCGAACUCCGCCUCCGAACUGGAGGGCGAGUCGCUGAUGCUUGCUUCCCGCGGAUCUCUGCCUCGCAAUCGUCGCUCUCGCGGCGAAAUGCUCUCCCCUUCUACUUCGAUGGACUCCAUAAGCGGUACUGCGCAAGUUUCCAGGGGCAAGAAUGAGGCGUAUCUGAACCCGAACCUAGCGCCCAGUGCCACACCCAUGAUUGCAUCGGCUACUUCGUUUACCAGCACGUCAUACAAUACGCCGCCAACCAGCACCGUGCCCCGUUCUUUCUUCGACGACGGCUCCGCGCCGCCUUUGACAUGGACGCGCCUGGUUUCCAACAUGCGUCGGGCUGUGGAUCGCUAUCGCGAUGCCAUUACCAGCAACAACCGCUCUGAAUAUGUCGCACGCGCUGAGGACAUUUCUGACCACCUUAGGUUACUUUUGGCUGCUGGGUCUGGCACAACUGACAACCAUUCUGGCCAGCCCUCCAUCAUUUCGACAAACAAAGCUCUCUACCCUCACUUCAGGGACAUGAUGUCCAAAUUUUCCAAACUCGUGAUUUCAUCUCACAUCGCUGCCGCAGACUGGCCCAAUGCCGAGUCCGUACAGAAGUGUCUCCAGGAAGCUGACGGUGUUCUGCUCGGAGUUUUCAGCUACGUUGAGAUCGCUCGGCAGCAACGAGGAGAGGAGAUCCCCCGACUAUUCCCUGGGUUCGUCAUAGGCAGUUCCACAGGAGGUAGUUGGCAGAACAACGGCCUCGGAUCACGCGAUCCUAUCACUGCGAACUUUCUGGAAGACGAGGAGGGUGUCGUCGAGCCCACGGCUAUGCUGGACGGGAAAUUGCUCGAGAGGCUGGAUGAACUCAAGCGAAUGCUUGUAUUCAGCAUAAGAGAAUUGGACAAGAACUUGGUUGUAGCGGACAAGAUCAUCACACCUUUCAGGCACGAAAUCAUUGGCAACAAUGUCUGCUCGGCCGGGGGCAAGGUUCUCGAGACCUUCAAGCCAUGGUAUGCUCUGAUCGAGUCCAUCGAUCUCUCGUCUCUAGGAAACAGCUUCCAAACGCCUCAACUCGCGGAUUUUGCCGCCAACAAGCAGAGUCUUUACGACAACAUCUCAGACCUCGUGGUAGGCUGCCAAGCUGUAGCUGGGCCUUUGGCUGACGAGUGGGCCGAGGUGCGAGGCGAAGCUCUGGAAAACCGUCUCGAGUACGUCCGGCAAUGCGCGAAGGCGCUCGAGAUGAACUCGUCACACAUUGGAUUCUCCUUGCAACUAUUGUCCGAACAGGUGCAAAUUAACAUGCAGCAACAUGUCGAGUCUAGGCAUAGGGACGACACCAUGCAGCGGGAGCAGGUCCGCAGGGGAGAUACCAUGUCGUAUGACCGACCCCACCAACGUACUGAGUCACGGACAACUCCCACAGCGGUCCGUCCUCCUAUGAUCACUUCGCAGUCAUUUACCGAAGGAGACAAUACUGGAAACUUCCGAGGGGGCGAUUACUCAAAAGUUAAGAAGAUUUUGGGUGACGAUCCGAACCCUCAGAGCAAUGUUCCUCCGGUUGAUGAGACGCCGGAGUUCCUCAAGUUGGAUCACGAGCCAGAUCUGGCGUGGGAUAACAAGCUUACGCCGCCCAUUGUCAAAGGUGGCACGUUGGAAGCUCUUGUGGAGCAGCUGACGCGCCACGACAAGUUGGACUCCAACUUUAACAACACGUUCCUUCUUACAUACAGGUCUUUUACGACAGCCCAGGACCUGUUCAAGCUUCUCGUCAACCGCUUCGGCAUUCAGCCCCCCGAAGGUCUAUCUCAACAAGAUUUCGAGGCAUGGCGGGACAGGAAACAGAAGCUCAUUCGCUUCCGCGUCGUCAACAUUCUCAAGAGUUGGUUCGAUAACUUCUGGAUGGAAGAGCACAACGAGGAGUCGAAACAACUUAUUCGGGACGUCUACACCUUUGCGCGGGACACCGUCAAGUCUACAGAAACGCCCGGUUCCGCGCCCCUCAUGUCAGUCCUGGAUCAAAGGCUUAGCGGCCAGCAGGCCGGAGCCCGCCGCAUGGUCCAGACUCUCAACCAAAACACGCCAUCGCCCAUUAUGCCCAAGAACAUGAAAAAGCUCAAGUUCUUGGAUAUCGAUGUCACUGAGUUCGCUCGUCAGCUUACGAUCAUCGAGUCGCGGUUAUACGGGAAGAUCAAACCCACCGAAUGUCUCAACAAGACAUGGCAGAAGAAGGUCGCUGAUGGAGAGCCCGAACCAGCACCGAACGUAAAAGCGCUCAUUUUGCACUCCAACCAGAUGACGAACUGGGUGGCGGAGAUGAUUUUGGCGCAAAUGGAUGUGAAGAAGCGUGUCAUCGUCAUCAAGCACUUUGUCGCUGUCGCAGACAAAUGCCGGAGUCUCAACAAUUUUUCUACACUUACGUCGAUCAUCUCGGCUCUAGGCACCGCGCCCAUUGCCCGUCUAAAGAGAACCUGGGACCAAGUACCGCAACGGACUCAGGCUGUUUUAGAAACCAUGCGGAAGCUCAUGGCUAGUACAAAGAACUUUGGCGAGUACAGAGAGGCUUUGCAUGUGGCGAACCCGCCAUGCAUUCCUUUCUUCGGUGUUUACCUCACCGACUUAACCUUCAUUGAAGACGGAAUUCCAUCUAUCAUCAAGAAGACCAAUCUUAUCAACUUUGCUAAGCGGGCGAAGACGGCUGAAGUAAUCCGUGAUAUCCAACAGUAUCAGGCCGUCGGGUACUCGUUGCAACCAGUCCCAGAGCUGCAGGACUACAUAAUAAGCAAUAUGCAAGCCGCAGGAGACGUGCAUGAGAUGUACGACAAGAGCUUGCAAGUCGAGCCACGCGAGCGAGAGGAUGAAAAGAUCGUAAGGUACGUAACAUUGAGAGAUUGA